This is a messenger RNA of Dendroctonus ponderosae (mountain pine beetle), 1418 nucleotides long. Its product is annotated as pectinesterase. Gene Ontology annotation, biological process: cell wall modification. The transcript has 5 exons. The record is from RefSeq and is a predicted model, not a curated record. Gene Ontology annotation, cellular component: cell outer membrane. Gene Ontology annotation, molecular function: pectinesterase activity. Lineage: Eukaryota; Metazoa; Arthropoda; Insecta; Coleoptera; Curculionidae.
CGAUACUUAAAAAUAUAAUAAUAAUAGUUCAAUUAGGCAAAGAAUUCGGUCCGUGGUAAAUCGUAGCAAAACAUUUAAGUCGUCUGGAGAUAUAAAACCUAAGUGUACCGAUAAGAUAAACAGUAAGUUAAAGUACUUAGAUCAUGCCCAUGGAAAAACAUAUUUCUACUUCUAUCGUGCAGUAGAAAUAUCCAGCCAAAAAAAUGACACGUAAGUUCGUCUCAAGUACUUGCGUGCUAGCGAUAUUGUGCGCUUCACUGCAACCAUCUGUUGCGCUGGAAUAUCCAGGAACAGAAACGCGCCCCAUUCUAUCCGAUGAAGAAGUGAGCAAGUACACGGAAAAAAAUUACUUUUCCGAUUGGGAACCUGAAGAAAUCGUAAUUCCCGCCUAUCCUCAUUACCUGGUUUCUGCAGGUGAAUCUAUACAGGAAGUGGUCAACCAAGCUAUCAAUGAAAACGGGCCGGAAUCCCGCAUUUAUAUCAAAAUCGAGGCGGGGCAUUACAUGGAAACUGUGUAUGUAAAAUCCGAAAUCCCCCUAACCAUCUACGGGGACCCAGACAAUCCGGAAGAUGUGCAUAUCAUGUCCACGAUCAGCGCUGCUGCGACUGCAGAAGAGUAUCAGAACAUAGUAAAUGAGAAUGGAGCCCGAUACAAAGAGGGCGAUUCUGCAUGGGAACUGUACAAUUACUGCGCCUCAAGAGAUGGGAAUAUUGGAACAGAUUGCAGUCCAGUAGUUUGGGUGGAAAACGAAAACUUUCAGUUGGCAGGAGUAACUGUUCAUAAUGGAGCUACUGAUGCUCAGGCUGUUGCCUUAAGAACAGGAGCUGAUAAGAUCCAUCUAAUGAAUAACUGAUUCUUGGGCCUCCAAGACACUCUUGGUCUGGGCAUUGUCACCCGCGACAUCACUAAAGUGGAAAGAGUUCUUGUUCAUAUGUGCUAUAUCAAAGGCGAAAUAGAUCACGUAUACGGAGGAGCCGUCGCUGUCUUUAACAUGGUUACUUUCAACACAGGUUCACUCAAAGAAAGCGGCUCGAAAAUCGUGUUUGCUCCCGACACUCCCGCAGGACGUUCCUUUGGGUUCCUAGUGAUUAACAGUAACAUUACUGGCGAUGCUACCUAUAUAGGUUCCAACAGGAUCAGUCUGGCUAGAUCAUGGGACAGAGGAAUUAAAAGCGCCGACUUGUACGUUCCAGGCGAAUCCCCGAAUGGGCAAUUGGUGAUUAGAGACUCAAACAUAGACGAUGUGAUUAAUAUAGAAGCUCCCUAUGCGGCUGCAGCUACCAGCAAACGGCCAUUUUCAACUGAUAUUAAACAGGAUCGGGAUUUGGAUGAUAACACCCAUAACAGACUGUGGGAGUACAAUAACAGUGGUCAAGGAAGCCCAAAGUAAUAUGGAAAUAAAACGUAUAAUGACCUA